Molecule: messenger RNA, 1598 nt
Organism: Chenopodium quinoa (quinoa)
Lineage: Eukaryota; Viridiplantae; Streptophyta; Magnoliopsida; Caryophyllales; Amaranthaceae
Product: hydroxyproline O-galactosyltransferase HPGT1-like
Exons: 13
Coding region: 93-1121 (342 amino acids)
Cellular component (GO): Golgi membrane
Molecular function (GO): hexosyltransferase activity
Source: RefSeq, a predicted model, not a curated record
CCAGAAUUUCAAUUCAAUCGAUAAACCCUGGAAAACCCAGAAUUUAAACAUUCUGCAAAUCAAAUCAAUACUAAAAAAAAAGUAAUAAUUCAAUGCCUAGUCAAGAAUCAAGUCAGCGGCUCACUGGUUCACCAAUUAGAUCUCGAAUUUCAUCUCUUAUGUUUGCUAUGUUCGCUACAAUGGCUUCCCUUUACGUCGCUGGCCGAUUGUGGCAAGAUGCGGAGAAUCGAGUUUAUAUGAUUAAGGAACUUGAUAAGAGGACUGAUAAGGGUCAGACAGCUAUAUCUGUUGAUGACACUUUGAAAAUAAUAGCUUGUCGGGAACAGGAAAAGAAACUGUCAGCCCUCGAGAUGGAACUGGCUGCAGCUAAAAAGGGGGGGUUUAUUUCAAAAUACUCAACAGGGAAUGAUGCUACUGCUAAGAAGAAGAAGCUUUUAGCUGUUAUAGGAAUUACUACACAGUUUGGUCGAAGGAGGAACAGAAAUGCUAUACGAAAAGCAUGGAUGUCUACUGGAGCUGCAUUGAAAAAGCUAGAGAAUGAGAAGGGCAUUGUUCCAAGAUUUGUGAUUGGAAGAAGUGCAAACCGUGGAGACAGUUUGGACAGAGAUAUUGAUGUUGAAAGCAGGCAGUCCAACGAUUUCAUCAUUCUUGAUGAUCAUGUAGAGGUGCCAGAGGAGAUUUCUACGAAGACAAAAUUGUUUUUUUCUCAUGCUGCUGAAACAUGGGAGGCUGAGUUCUAUGUCAAGGUCAAUGAUGAUGUUUAUGUUAAAAUAGAUGGCCUCGCUGCAAUUCUUUCUGCAAAUUUGGAUAAACCUCGUAUUUAUAUUGGGUGCAUGAAGUCAGGGGAAGUUUUCUCUGAGCUGGGUAAUAAAUGGUAUGAACCAGAUUGGUGGAAAUUUGGCGAUGGGAAAUCUUACUUUCGACAUGCUUCUGGAGAGAUGUUUGCCAUAUCACAGGAAUUGGCUCAGUUUGUAUCAAUAAACAGGUCCAUCCUUCGAACCUUUGCCCAUGAUGACAUCAGUGCUGGAUCUUGGUUUAUUGGACUGGAUGUGAAGCACAUUGAUGAAGCAAAGCUUUGUUGUUCUUCUUGGUCAUCAGGUGCUGUAUGUGCAGCUGGUUGACUUUACAUGGCAAGCAUUAUGUAUCUACUCAGUAUAAAUUUCAUGGAGACCAUUCUUUAGCCCCAGGCCCUCAGCGUAGGCCCUUGGUUGACAUUGAGAAUGACCAAUCGCUGCCACUGUAAGUUGAUUCUGUCUUUAUCUUAAGAGCACGAGACCUUCAGCAGCGACCAGCUCGUCAGUUAUGUUUCUUAGAAUAGGUCACCGCAGACCCUGAAACAACAUUGAUCAAUGAUCACAACUUGGUAUCUGCCGUUGAGGUUAUGCACUUGUAGAGAAGAAGUCCUUUUCCCUUACUGUGUAUCAUACACCAAAUUUUGACACGAAACGUACAGAAAGAAAAUCCCCCCCCCCCAAAAAAAAAAAAAAAAAGAAAAGAAAAAAAAAGAGAGAUAUUAUUAGAUUCAUUACAGUUAAUGUAAUUUGACAAGUGUGGGAUUGAAAAAUCAAUCUAUGCAGCAUAUAUUUUUUGCUCUAUUA